CCUCCUCCUCCUCCUCCUCCUCUUCACCUCUCCUCCUCCUCUCCUCCCCUCUUCACCGACCGUAGCGAUGGCUGACCAGAGCUUCCUCACUCUGCCCGGCCCAAUCGCCUACUCCUCCUUCCGCAUCGCCUCCCUCAUCUCCUCCAUCAACACCGCCGUCAACUCUUCCGCUGUCACUGCCAUCCGCGCCGUCUACGUCCACUACGUCGCCCUGCGCUCGCCCGCCCUCCUCCCCAACCAUCCCGAGGCCGACCCGUCAAAGCAGAAACUCCUGCACUCCCUCCUCACCUACGACUCCCUCCCCGACCCCGCAGAGCCCGGCUACGCUUCGCUUAUCGCGGCCCUCAACUCAAACGCCUCGCACCCCGCAGAGCCCGAUAACUAUCUCAUUCGCGUCGUGCCCCGCGUUGGCACUAUCUCGCCUUGGUCCUCCAAAGCCACAAACAUCGCCCAUGUCACCGGUCUCGUCGACGAUUUAGAACGCGUCGAGCGCGGCGUCGCCAUCCUCGUCACCGUCCGCAAGGGCUUCCCCCUCAUGCAGCAUCUCGAGUCGGGUGUUUCCCUCGAUGCUUUCUAUGACCGCAUGACGCAGUCCAUCAUGAAGGUCGCGCCCACCUACGACGACAUGUUUGCAAAGCACGACCCUAAGCCGCUCGUCGAAGUCACCCUCGGCAAGUCCCCCAAAGACCGUCUUGAGGAAGCAAACAAAAAGUUCGGUCUCGCCCUCGCCCCGGACGAAAUCACAUACCUCACCGAAGCCUUCCACCACCUCGGCCCUGGUCGCAACCCCACCGACGUCGAGCUCUUUAUGUUUGCCCAGGUCAACUCCGAGCACUGCCGGCACAAGAUCUUCAAUGCCGAUUGGAAAAUCGAUGGCGAGACAAAAACUAUGUCGCUCUUCAAGAUGAUUAGAAACACCCACGAGAAAGUCGGCGGCGCGUAUACCAUCUCGGCAUACUCUGACAACGCAGCCGUCAUGGAGGGCUUCGACGCUACCAUCUUUGUCCCAGACUUGACGACCAAGGAGUGGAACAUGGUCGAGGAGCUCGUGCACUACCUCGGCAAAGUCGAGACCCACAACCAUCCUACCGCCGUCUCUCCCUUCCCCGGUGCUGCCACCGGAUCUGGUGGUGAGAUUCGCGACGAAGGUGCCGUUGGCCGGGGCUCAAAGCCAAAGGCUGGUCUUUCCGGAUACGCCGUCAGUGACUUGCUUAUCCCCUCCUGCAGACAGCCCUGGGAACUCGACGUUGGCAAGCCCGGUCACAUUGCUUCUGCUCUCGACAUCAUGAUCGAAGCCCCGAUCGGUGGUGCUUCAUUCAACAACGAGUUUGGCCGACCGUGUAUCUCGGGCUACUUCCGUACUUUGACUACCACUCUUCCCCUCCCCAAUGGCAAGCAGGAGAUCCGCGGCUACCACAAGCCAAUCAUGCUUGCCGGUGGUGUCGGAACCGUCAGACCCGCCUACGCGCUAAAGUCCCGACCGAUCACUCCCGGCGCCCGUCUUAUCGUCAUGGGCGGCCCCGCGAUGCUCAUCGGUCUCGGCGGUGGCGCUGCUUCGUCUGUUGCCUCAGGUGAUGCCUCUGUCGAGCUCGACUAUGCUUCCGUCCAGCGCGGCAACCCCGAGAUGCAGCGGCGCGUGCAGAUGGUCAUCGACGCCUGCACUUCUCUCGACGAGAACCCGAUCCAGUCCAUCCACGACGUCGGUGCCGGCGGUCUCUCGAACGCUCUGCCCGAGUUAGUACACGACCACGGUCUUGGUGCAAAGUUCGAGCUGCGAGACAUCGCGUGCUCCGAGCCAGGCAUGUCCCCGAUGGAAAUCUGGUGCUGCGAAGCCCAGGAGCGAUAUGUCUUGGCCGUCGCGCCUGAGGACAUUGACAAAUUCACCGCGAUUGCAGACCGCGAGCGAUGCCCGUUCUCGAUCGUUGGUACGGCCACGCAGGAGCAGAAACUGAUCCUGACUGACAGAUUACUCGGCACCACUCCUAUCGAUCUCGAGAUGUCGACCCUGUUUGGAAAGCCGCCCAAGAUGUCUCGGACCGCCACAUCCCGGCAUCUCAAGCUGCCGCCGUUCGACAGCUCUCUUGCCUGCUACCCCCCCUCGCCACUGCUGACGGCGAUCGAGCGCGUCAUGCACCUGCCGUCCGUUGGCUCAAAGUCGUUCCUGAUCACCAUCGGCGACCGCUCUGUUACCGGACUGAUUGCGCGGGAACAGAUGGUCGGACCCUGGCAAGUGCCUGUUGCCGACGUCGGCGUGACUACGACUUCGCUCGGCGAGGGCGUGAUCACCGGUGAGGCGAUGGCGAUGGGCGAGCGGCCGACGAUUGCGCUCAUCAAUGCGCGCGCGUCGGCGCAGAUGGCUGUUGCCGAGUCGCUUCUCAAUCUUGUGGCGGCCGACAUCAAGGAUCUGGAUCAUGUGCGUCUGUCUGCGAACUGGAUGGCUGCGCCGGCACACGACGGCGAGGGCGCGAUGCUGUACGAGGCCGUGCAGGCUGUCGGUCUCGAACUGUGUCCCAAGCUCGGCAUCAGCAUUCCAGUCGGUAAGGAUUCAAUGUCGAUGAAGAUGAAGUGGGAAGAAGAGCACGGCAAGGUCAAGGAGUCAAAGGAAGUCACUGCUCCGCUGUCACUUGUCAUCACUGCUUUCUGCGGCGUCACCGACGUGCACAACACGUGGACUCCCCAGCUGCGUCGGAUCGAAGAGCCCGGUGUGGGCGUGACGAAGUUGCUGCUUGUCGACCUCGCGUUUGGCAAGUGCAGACUGGGCGGCUCUGCCGUCGCGCAGGUGUUUGGCCAGGUUGGCAAUAGUGCGCCCGAGGUUGAGUCGAUUGUGAUGUUGAAGAACUUUAUCAACACUGUCUCGCUAUUACACUCGAUCCCGGAUCUCGUGCUUGCGUACCACGAUCGCUCUGACGGCGGUCUGUUCACGACCUUGGUCGAGAUGGCGUUCGCGGGCCGAACCGGUCUGUUUAUCGAUCUGCCUGCCAAUGGGCCCGACGUUGUCUCUGCUUUGUUCAACGAAGAGCUCGGCGCGGUCUUCCAAGUCCGCGUUGAGGACGUCGACAGAUUUGUCGCAAUUUUUGAGACCAACGGAAUCGAUGGCCAGUACAUCACCCCCAUCGCCGACGUGCGCCCGUGCAAGGACCAGGCAAUCACAAUCAACCACGGCAACGAGCUUGUCUUUGAGUCUACCCGCGCCGAUCUCCAGCAGGCAUGGUCUCUUACAUCUUACAAGAUGCAGCGUCUGCGAGAUAACCCAAAGUCCGCGGACCAGGAGUUUGCCAACAUUCUCGAUAAUCACGACCCCGGUCUUUUCUACCGUCUGACGUUUGAUCCUGCCGAGAGGCUUUCGUUCAAAUCAGAAAAGAAAGAAGAAGAGGCUGCUGCGUCGAAGGAGUUGGCGGCUACUACUCCAAUCCCGCGAGCAAUGGCAGCGCCCAAGGUUGCGAUCCUGCGCGAGCAAGGUGUUAACGGCCAUGCCGAGAUGGCGUACUCGUUCUACAGCGCGGGCUUUGUUCCCGUCGAUGUGCACAUGACCGACAUCAUCUCAGGCGACGUCUCGCUCGACGCGUUUGUCGGUCUCGCCGCCUGCGGAGGAUUCUCAUACGGCGACGUUCUCGGCGCCGGCGCGGGCUGGGCCAAGUCCGUGUUGUGGAACGAGCUCGCUCGGGAGGAGUUCAGACGGUUUUUCCAGGACCGAAAUGAUACAUUUGCGCUCGGCGUGUGCAACGGAUGCCAGUUCUUGUCGCAGUUGAAGGAGCUGAUACCCGGUGCCGAGAGCUGGCCGACGUUCCAGCGCAACGCGUCCGAGCAAUUCGAAGCGCGCGUGUGCGAGGUCGAGAUUGUCGACAGCGCGACCGAGCCGUCUGUGUUUUUGCACGGCAUGCGGGGUUCCAAGUUCCCGAUCGCGGUCGCGCACGGCGAAGGCCGCGCGUCGUUCGAGUCCGCCGAGCAGCUCAAGCAGUUGACGCAGGACGGGCUGGCGGUCGUGCGGUACGUUGACAACUACGGCAAGAUCACGGAGAAGUACCCGUACAACCCCAACGGCUCGCCCGGCGGAAUCACCGGAGUGCGGAACCAGAACGGGCGCGUGCUGGCGCUGAUGCCGCAUCCCGAGCGGGUGGUCUUCAAGGAGGCGAACUCGUGGUAUCCGGUUGAGGAGGGCAGGAAGUGGGGCGAGUAUGGCCCGUGGAUCCGGUUGUUUGAGUCAGCGAGACGGUGGGUCGGUCCAUGA
Molecule: messenger RNA, 4228 nt
Organism: Myxozyma melibiosi
Lineage: Eukaryota; Fungi; Ascomycota; Lipomycetes; Lipomycetales; Lipomycetaceae
Product: CobB/CobQ-like glutamine amidotransferase domain-containing protein
Exons: 3
Coding region: 68-4228 (1386 amino acids)
Biological process (GO): 'de novo' IMP biosynthetic process
Molecular function (GO): phosphoribosylformylglycinamidine synthase activity
Source: RefSeq, a predicted model, not a curated record